AUGGUCAAAGACCCGCUGAUCAUCAUGGCCGCUUAUGAAGGCAACCUGGACCGCUAUCUCCGCUUGCGUCGGCCGCACAUGAUCAUGGGCGAGCACGGCGCCGUCCUUCGCGGGAUAUACCACAACACCACAUUUGCCAAGUGGUGGUCGCUUCAGCCA
Sordaria macrospora k-hell is the source of this 159-nucleotide messenger RNA. NCBI's taxonomy places the organism in Eukaryota, Fungi, Ascomycota, Sordariomycetes, Sordariales, Sordariaceae. The record is from the annotation of a RefSeq genome assembly.